Chionomys nivalis (European snow vole) is the source of this 744-nucleotide messenger RNA. It is a transcript of the gene Ssmem1, whose product is annotated as serine rich single-pass membrane protein 1. NCBI's taxonomy places the organism in Eukaryota, Metazoa, Chordata, Mammalia, Rodentia, Cricetidae. Bases 1 to 744 code for a protein of 247 amino acids. The transcript is spliced from 3 exons. The record is from RefSeq and is a predicted model, not a curated record.
AUGGGAGAUCUUUUGUCUUUAUUCUGGGAGUUGGACCCUCCUCCCAUGCCCCUCAGUUUUAGUAUCCCGAGACAGGAUGCUGAGUGCCGGAAAGACGGGAAAGACGAUUCUUGUGGGAUAGUAGGAAGCUUUCUGCUUUGGUAUUUCGUCGUCAUACUGAUCCUCGUGUUCUUGUCUCGGGCUUCCGUCUGGAUGUCUGCCAGCAAGUGGGAUGAAGACGGUGGGACCAGUGCACCAGUAAGUCAAGCAAGUAAAGAAACUUUCUAUAAGCAACAAAGUAAAGACAGAUCCUGGGACUAUUCACAAGUGAUGAAGAAACCAAAGCAGAACCAACUUCCUGCCGUAACUGACUCUGAAAUAGCUUUGGUCAGUGCCUACCUUGAACAUAGACGAGCUAGGCGCCAUUCCCAGUUCCACCGGAAGAAUCAGAUCCAGCAAGACAGCGAUAGCACUGAGCGCGAAAAUGAGGAAUCCAACUCUGGAGCGUCCUCUUGGAAGGAGAGCGAAAGUGAACAGCCUCCAGCGCCCGCCAGUAUCAAGAGGAGAAGAUCAGCGUUGAGGCCAAGGGAUCUGGAAAAUUACCAAGUCAGAGAAAGGCCCUGCCUCCACUGCAGAGCCAUGAGAACCAAAGAAUGGCUGUCACGUCACUUCCCAGCAAGUACUUCGGUAACAACCCCCGUGACGGAAGAGAUUCAACAGGAGAGUCGGACACCUGGCAUCAACACAGCAUUAAGUAAAGUUUGA